AUUUUUUGUUGUACGACAAUCGGCAAAGUAGUAAACGCGAGGAAGUAGUCUAACAUCUUCCUUUCUUUGGCUGCAUAUAAUCGAACCAUCAAAUUCACGUUAGCAACGUGCCUCCAAGACAACGAGCAACUGAUUUAUUCGCGCCUUAAUAAGGAUUGUUGUCUUACGUAGUACAAUAGCAAUAAUUUUAUGCAGGAUUAUGUCAGGAAUCGCAAGUGCAACUGGCCUCUUAGAAGCACGCAUUCGACCAACCCAUCGGCCUAAACCAAAGCACGUGGAAUUGACAGGUUUCACCAAACCAGCGCCUUUUAUUCUUAGACCUUUCUCUGGCCUUUUUAAUCCUUAUCCUUAUGGAUGUUCUAUAUUGUGUAAUCACCCAGCAGAUUGUGAAGCGAAAGAAGUUCUCAGACGUGCCAAAGAUACAUGGGCAACGGAAGGGAAGGCUUUAUUAUUACCAGAAGAAAUGGAUAUGAUUAGAGCCAGUUUGGUAGCUACAUGCAGUGCUACCGAUGUAGGUGGGAAUACUGGAAAUGAAGUGACUAAUGAUGCUCCUACUGUCCCUGAGGAAUUGUUUCGAAAAUAUACCGAGACUGACUCAAGACCUUUGACCCCCACACCCACGCUCGCUAGCGGCCCUGCUUUGACAAAUCGACCGAUUCAGGAAGAACAUCCGGUGACCUGCGAUCUACGUGAACGUAUUACGUUAAUUCUAGAUCUUAGAACCAACUCACAAAAGCAAAUGGAAAAUGAAACGUUCUCUUGGCACGCGUUGACUUUAGAACCACCGCCCACUUACCGAAAAAGUGAAAUUUUUGUACCUAAACCCAGUUCAAGACGUACGAUGCGUACACCGAAUCCAGGGGAUAUUCCAGAUACAUUUACAAAUAUAGAUGAUGAAUUGAAUUCCAGUGGAUACGUGGAAGAAGAAAAAAUUGAAAAGCCAACUAAAGAAGUUACAGUAACUCGCAGAAGAGGAAGACGAUUACGUAAAGGGAAAUGCAGAAGAGGAUCAGGCUAUGGACAACAAACAGAAGUUCGUGAUUUAUUUGAACCAACUGAUACUCAAAUCUCGCAUAUAGGCGAUGGAUCUAGAAGAACGUCGAUUCAUACAAACAACGGGGAUGUAGAGAAUUUGGCAACCACCCCUAAGAAGAUCUCUGCAACGAAUAAUAUGCCUUCUAUGAUAUUUCCUAGUUUCAUUGAUCCAGAUAUAUUAAAGCAUUUGUGCAGAGAAUUAGACAGUGACAAAGUGGAAGCAGAGUUUUCCGUUAGGAGAAAAAUCGCAUUCGAAGAAGCUCUGCGGGUAAGAGGUGAACAUUAUUCGCACUCUAGACGAUCUCAAAUAUUUUCAAACCCUGCGCUAGUUGAUACACCGCGCGUAUUUUCCCGCCAAGCAGCUCGUUUUGAAAUUCUCGGCAGUGAAAGUUUACACGGGUUAACAGUAUUGGGAUAUCUAAAUAAACACGUCUUUGUCACUUCGGGAAGAAAGUUGAUUUUCAGAAGAGUUUUCAACAAAUUCCAAGAAGAUACGAUGGGAAAUACUAAAUGCAUUUUACCAAGCAUUAUUCUUGAAGCUCUUCAGGAUAUGAUCGGAAAACCUAUAACUCAAGAGCAAGAGGCAUAUUUAAAUCUUACGAUUGGCGAAAUUAAGGAACCGUUAAAUUUUAGAACUUGGUGCGGUUUGUGUGCUGCAGUCGAACGUUUACUCUGCCCAUUUCCUUCAAAAGAAAUUGAUCCACCUACGUGGCUCGAAAGGGUGGAUUUUGAAAGCUUAGAACGAAGACUUAAAUCCACUAACGUGGAUCACAAGCUGGUUCAGUUUUUAAGAGAGAUUUGUAAACGAUAA
This is a messenger RNA of Bombus pyrosoma, 1846 nucleotides long. RefSeq lists its product as uncharacterized. The transcript is spliced from 8 exons. The record is from RefSeq and is a predicted model, not a curated record. Bases 200 to 1846 code for a protein of 548 amino acids. Lineage: Eukaryota; Metazoa; Arthropoda; Insecta; Hymenoptera; Apidae.